AUGGCGGAACAAAUCCAAUCGCUGGACGCCGAUACGCACAUUCUUCUCGACCAACCGCUCCUCCGCGUGCCUCACGAAUUGCUCCGCAAGAACCUCAAAUCAGCACAACGACAUGUCGACCAGGCCGGCAAGAACAUGACCAAAGACCUUCAAGCUCAGCCAUCCAAUUCCGCAGCCGCCCUCGCAUCGCUCGACGCUCUCCUGGCCAAAGCCACGAACCUUCAACGCAAGCUUGAGCAACUCGCGGCGGAAGAAAAGUCCCUGCACGCUCAACAAUCGGCACGAAUCGCCCAUCUGACCCGGCUCCAUGACAUAUCCAGUCUCUCGGAUGUGGCAUAUGAUAAUUGGUCUCACACGCGUCUGGAUCGCCUCUUAGUCGACCAUCUCCUCCGCCAAGGCCACUCCCGCUCCGCCCGAUUGUUGGCCGAUGAGCAAGACAUCCUCCCGCUCGUUGAUCUGGCAGUGUUCGAAGACAGUCGGCGGAUUGAACAGUCGUUGUUAGCAGGCAAGACGGCCGAAUGUCUGGCGUGGUGCGGAGAGAACAAGCAAGCGCUCAAGAAGAUCAACUCCAACCUGGAACUAGAGUUGCGAUUGCAGCAGUUCAUUGAGUUGGCGCGAGGAGGAGAUGUCGGGGAGAAAGUGGCGGCGAUUGUGCAUGCGAGGAAGCAUUUGGCUGGAGGGCAAGAGGUGGAGUUUGGAUUGAGGGCCGGAGGUCUGUUGGCGCACGAGUGUGAUACUAUGGUUGAACCAUAUCGCAUGAUGUAUGCUCCGGCCCGAUAUCCUCACCUCGCGAACCUUUUCCUCAAAACCCACCACUCCCUCCUGCAACUCCCCUCUCAGCCUCUCCUCUAUACUGCCCUCAGCGCCGGCCUCUCCGCUCUCAAAACUCCCUCCUGCCAUUCAGUACACACCGCAACCCAUACCGGUGCACCGGUCUGUCCUAUAUGCUCCACCGAAUUGAACGCGCUCGCGAAAGGAGUGCCGUAUGCGCACCAUACAAAGAGUUUCAUCGAUGAGGAUCCUGUGGUGCUGCCGAACGGGAGGGUCUACGGGAGGGCGAAAUUGGAGGCGCUGAAUACAAAGUUGGGAAUUGGAAAGGGAAGAGUGAGAGAUCCUGCUGGGGGAGAGGAGUGGGCUGAGGAGGAGGUGAGGAGAGUUUUCAUUUUGUAG
This is a messenger RNA of Ramularia collo-cygni, 1170 nucleotides long. RefSeq names its product related to Protein FYV10. Gene Ontology annotation, molecular function: protein binding; ubiquitin protein ligase activity. The transcript has 2 exons. The record is from RefSeq and is a predicted model, not a curated record. Gene Ontology annotation, biological process: proteasome-mediated ubiquitin-dependent protein catabolic process. Gene Ontology annotation, cellular component: cytoplasm; nucleus; GID complex. The coding region runs from base 1 to 1170 and encodes 389 amino acids. Lineage: Eukaryota; Fungi; Ascomycota; Dothideomycetes; Mycosphaerellales; Mycosphaerellaceae.